Molecule: messenger RNA, 670 nt
Organism: Pectinophora gossypiella (pink bollworm)
Lineage: Eukaryota; Metazoa; Arthropoda; Insecta; Lepidoptera; Gelechiidae
Exons: 4
Coding region: 71-670 (199 amino acids)
Molecular function (GO): RNA endonuclease activity
Source: RefSeq, a predicted model, not a curated record
AUCAUCCAGACGUAAUUAAUUAUUGUCAAAAUAACUAUAAAAACAUUGCUGAAGAGAGGACUUUUCCACCAUGGGCAUGUUAAUGGGUUGUGGUGUUUGUUGUUCGUGUUUAAGCAUUUGGGCUAUUAUACAAUUGAGUUUAAUGGGUUACUUCUACCAUAUAGAAACGGCCAUUUUGAUUGAAGAUGUACACGCGCAUAAAGAAGAUUACAAUACUUACGACGAGUAUAUAAAGGCGACAAGAAAUAAUUAUUAUGAGAACUCAAUAAACUGCUGGAUCGCUGCCGUUGCGUACGCCGUCACUUUGAUCAUAUCUUGCGUAUGUAUAAUGUCUGCCAGGAAGUCUGCUAAAAAGAGACAGAAGCUAGAGGAAGACGACGAAUACGUGUGCACUCCGAAGCCGACGCAGUUCGAGAAAGAGAUGGCUAAGAGACGCGCGAAGGCCGCGAAGAAGAAAGGCCAAAAACCACCAAAGUCCCCAAAAAAACCGAAAUCCCCUAAAACGGUGAAAAGCGGGGAACUCACGAAAGGCUCGAAGAUCACGAAAAGCUUGGAACAUGUGAAAGCGGACAUCAAGAAGAGCACGGAACAUAUAAAGGAGGAAGUCGCCAAAGGCAUCGAGAAAGGCCUGGAGGUAUUUAGAAUAAGGAAGAUAAGCAAGGCACUGUGA